AUGGAAAAAGUUGUGUGGCAACUUAAUAUGGUAUUUGAAAAUGUGAAAAAAUUCAGAGAAGCUUUGAGCAAGUAUGCAAUUGAGAGAGGUUGUCAACUGGAUAAGAUCCACAAUGAUCAAAGAAGGGUCAGAGUAAAAUGCAAAGCUAAUGGCUGUCCUUGGAUACUUUAUGCAAGCAAAGAUUUCAAAUCUUCUGAUUUCAUUAUAAAAACCUACAAUCCUAGACAUAAGUGUUAUAUGACCAAUACCAACACAAUGUGCAACUCUAAGUUUUUGGCUAAGUACUAUAAAAGUAGAGUUGUUUCUCAACCUUGCAUAAAGGGAUGGGAAAUACAAGAUUUGGUCAGGACAGACAUGGGAUUGUAUGUUGGUAAGUUCGUGUGUUUGAAGGCCAGAAAAAUGGUGUUGAAAAAGAUAAUGGGUGAUCAUGUUGCUGAGUUUAGUAGAAUCUAUGACUACGGAGAUACGCUUCUUGAAUCAAAUCCAGGAAGCACUUGUGUGGGAAUAUCUAAAGGCCAGCUACUUGUUGCUAUUGCAAAGGAUGGGAAUAAUCAGAUGUUCCCAAUAGCAUGGGUUGUUGUUGGAACUGAAAGUAGAGAAACUUGGACUUGGUUUUUGAGAAUCUUGAAAUCUGAUUUGGACAUUAAUGAUGAAGGAGAAUGA
Molecule: messenger RNA, 663 nt
Organism: Solanum tuberosum (potato)
Lineage: Eukaryota; Viridiplantae; Streptophyta; Magnoliopsida; Solanales; Solanaceae
Exons: 2
Coding region: 1-663 (220 amino acids)
Source: RefSeq, a predicted model, not a curated record